CAAAAGUAAUGGCUACCGUCUUCAGUUUUCGAUUAAUGUUUUCCGCGGAGAUCCCGGAUCCCCGUGUCUCCCGCGGCAUUUAAUAACGCGAGAUCGGCCCGCGCGACGCCCCCGCGUCGGCCGCGAUGCGCGCGGUAUCCGUGCACCAGCUGUUCCGACUGCCUUAGUGUCAUCUUGGUCGAAAAAUGCCUGUGUUUACAUCCAAGAUACAACCGAGCCUCUGCGUUCCUGUCACAUUCAGCGUAUGGUCCACGGUCCUCAAAUAGCCGAAUCGAGAACUAGACUUGGUAAGAACAAGCCCGUGCGAGGACGAUAGCCAAUUGUACUCGGCAGAGUUUCCACUUGGCGUGCUCUCACAAGACUACCAAAACGUCGACCCCGUCGGUAAUCAAGUUAUCGGGGGGUGGAACAGCUGGCAGUGGGGAGCAAGUGUCCCCAGGGCCUGGCCCACCUCCCCCGGUGUCUCCACUAGCCGGUGACAAUCGCAGCAACGAGAACGCAUCAGCGGCGUCGGCAAACAACGAUGACGAAGCGAUGCAAGCUGUCGUUCCAGCGACGAUUGGAACGAGCAAAUCCGCGGAAAUGGAGGAGGAAUACGGGCAGGCCGCCGAAACCACCAUGAGCUUUGUGCUCAAGCUGGAUGUGGAUGUGGAGGCCACGACGGCAUCGGUGGUGGAAAACGUGACGAAGGGUGGCGAGGGACAACCGCCGACGUUGUUGUUCGCCCGGGAAAUCUGGCGGUCCCAGGAACCCAUUGCUAUCGCCACCGAUACCAAUAACACCUCGACGGGAAACGCUGUGAUGAUUGCGAGCAGCGACGACGUCGUCGGCAAGUCGCAGCUGUUGCAGUGUCUAGAAGCGGCGAGCAAUCAGAUACAGCAAACCACGGCCACUACUGCGUCUGCCCUCACGACGGUCAAGCCUGUAGUGACCUAUCCGGUCGCCAAAGGCGCCCGGGAACAGGUGCAGAAGAUGAUCGCCGGUUCGCAAACCAACACUACGCAGGUGUUGACGACGCGCGUCAUCUCGCAAAAGCUACCGUCGUCAUCGAGUCAGGCGCAACCCGUUCCGCUGGCCAUCCUCAACACCUCUCCUGUAUCCACUCAAUCUUCACUAGUAGCGAGCAACGUGCAGGCGUUGCAUCCCAAAUUUCAUCCCGUCUCUGUUCAACAGCACAUCGUAGGCACCGCCGCGGCCGUGAAAACUAUCGCUACGAUGGCGGCGACGAAUCUCCAAAGGAUACAGGUGAAAACGGGAUCCUCGAGUGUCAUAACCAGCCAGUCUGCGCAGAAGGGAAAGACCGUAAUGAACACCAAUCAGACUACUCAGUCUGGAGGCGCGCAACGUAACAACUCCUUAUCCAGAGCCCAGAACAUGCAAAAGUCGCAGAUGUUGACUAAUCAGAUGAAUCAAUUGACGGUCAACAAUCAAACGAUCGCGAAUUCCCAAAAGAUUCAGCAGACUAAUCCGGUGAUACAAAAGACGGCGCAAAGUGUCAACGCGCAAAAAUCUGUCUGUAACAAUCAGGUUUCAUCGCAGCUGUUGAGCAGUGGCCAUCAUCCGAAUCAUAAGGUACAGCAGCAACAAAAUUUGCAGAAAUUACAGGGACCCCAGAAGACCCUGGCGAUGACCAGGCAGCAGCAAUUGACCGUGCAACAGGUAAACAAUGUCCCAAAGUCUAGCGGUCCCGGUCUACAAAAGAUUCAGACGCAGCAGCAACAACCUACAGCGAAUCAACAACAGGUGCAGGCGCCUCAUCAGAGAUCUCAAUCGACUGGCUUGCAAAAAUCCCAGACGAUACUAAACACUAAUCGAAUACCGACCACGAUGAGUAACGUCUGUAAGAGUAACAGCGUCCCAAAUAUUUCUAAAGUGCCACCGCAAAAUUCGAACGUGCUUGGUAAUAAGCAGUCCACGUCGACGCAGUUGCAGCAGCAAAUUGUACAAACCUCGCAGCAACAAUCCAUAAUGCAAAAGUCGCAACAACCGACAAACGCAAAUAAUCUACAGGCUCAAAGAAGUCACAGUAUUACUAAUAUGCAUCAGAAAGUGGUGGCGAGCAUGUCGAAUAAUCAAAGGACUCAUGCUGUGAUAAAUUCCAAGAUUCAACAGCAGCAACAGCCGUUGCAGCAGAUGAUGAUGAGGGUAGGGAUAUCGAAGGGUCAGGCGCCGCAAGCUUCGCAAUCUACGGCAGGCCUAAAGAGCGUCUCUCAGAAAAUGAUGAAUCCUGUUAAAGUUACUGCAAAUUCGCAAAAUAACGCCGUUCAACAGCCCGUAGUACAGAGAAAUAGCCCGACUAUGAAUAUCCCAACCAUGAAGAUUCUGGCACAACAGAGGGAGCAACAGCUGCUACAACAACGACAGCAGCAACAACAGCAACAGCAACAACACCAAAAUGUAAUUAAUCCGCAGAACGCUCCGCAGAAGCAACCUGGCUGCAUCAAGACUAUUCCACCGCAGAAGCCUGUGCAGAGGAAUCACGCCCAGAAAGUUGGCGGCAGCGGUAUUAAAACCUCGUUGAACACGAACGUGACAGCGUUGCCGAAGGCUCAGGGCUCGACCGCGAUACAAAUUGCGCAAAAAGGAUGUAUCAAGACCUUAUUGCAGCAAACAGCUACGGUCGCAUCGUCCAACGUACUGGCCGCGCACAAGAGCUCUCCGAUCAAGAUCCAACCACAAGUGAUGCAGCAAAAGCAACUAAUCAUGACACCGCAAUAUACCCAACAGAUCAGGCAACAGAGCGGGCAAAUAAAGACCUUGUUGCCGGUAUCCUCGACCAUGACCGAAAACCUUCGUAAGGACCUCAUUGAAAUAAAAAAUGAAACCGAGUUACGAAUUUCCAAAGAAGAGGAACAAAGCGCCCGUAAAUCGCCAGUGAGAAGAAUGCCACUUCCUUACGAGUGUCUUCAGUUUGUUCUCCAAGAUCACAAUUAUGGAGCCCCACCACCGCGAACUCCGCCACCACCUCCGUCAUCGCCGCCUCAUCCCAAGCAGCAACCCAUUAACGGAGCCGGCAGUUCCACAGCCACCUCUCAGCAUCCUUACAUCUUUGGUCCCGUUGUGAGCAAUACCAAUACAGAGGAUGACGCCGCCAGCACAAUCAGCAGCGAAGCGGGACGAGAAGCGGAACCGGAGGGUGAAGAAACCGAAACGGCACCUGAAGGGGAAGGCGACGACGAAGACAGCGUCACUAGAUGUAUCUGCGACUUUGAACAUGACGAUGGAUACAUGAUUUGUUGCGAUCGAUGCUUAGUCUGGCAGCAUGUCGACUGCAUGGGCAUAGACCGCUCGAACAUUCCUGACGAGUAUCUCUGCGAGAGGUGUCGGCCGCGACGAGUGGACAGACAGCGAGCUCGCACUCUGCAAAUGCGCAAGCGCGAGGAGCUGCUCAAUUCGGACACGUCGUCCGAUACAUCGUCCACCAGUUCAGCGGACACGGACGUUGGCUCGGUGAACGCCACGGUCCAGAAGAAACGAUCGCUCUCGCAGCAGCAGCAGCAGCCAUCGUCGCAGAUCCCGCGACGCGGCAAGUCUGACGCGCCCGCUCAAUCCGCGCAGGUGCGAAGGCUGAACAACAACAACAACAAUAACAACAACGUGGCGAAGAGACAGAGAAGGGACUCGCAUGCUCGGCAAUCGAGCGCGGUUCGCAAGAAGGAGAACGCGACGCCGAAGCGAGGACCCGGGAAACGCAAAGCCAAGAGGAGGAUGAGUCUCGAGGACAAGGAGGAGGACGUGCAAGAUGCCUGGGGCAGCAACAUGGCGCCUCUCAGGCAGUGGAUCGAGAGAUACGAGGAGGCCGUCACGAAUCAUUACAGUCCCGAAUUACGUGCCAGGAUAUCGAGCAUCAAGGUCAACGGCACGCAUAGCGAUCUCAGGCAGACUAACAUGAAUGUCAUAGCCACCGGCAAAUGCAGGCUGAACGUGCACAGUAAUAAUCUCAGAUUCCUGGUGGCGACCAUGUACCUUCCGCCAAACACCCCCGUCGUGGAACUACGCGGCAAGUACAUGCUCAGUACGCAGCAUCGGUCGCAGCAUCCGCAGGGUGGUAGACAGCACGCCCAGCGACCGGGGCCGUUCGUCUUCUUUUAUCGUUUGCCACGAGACGGCACCGAGGUGUGCGUGGACACGCGAACGUACGGGAACGACGCGAGGUUCGUGCGGCGCAGUUGCAAGCCGAACGCCGAGGUGAAGCAUUGCAUCGAGAAGGGCACGCUGCACCUCUACAUCGUCACGACCUGUGCGAUCGAGAAGAACGCCGAAAUAACAAUCAAGCAUGAGCAGCACGACCUAUUGCUAUCGCCCAAUCCCGGCUCCUCUCCCGCGUUGCCCGUCGUGUGCGCGUGUAACAAUCCGCGGGAGUGUCAGAUCGCCAACGCGACGAAUCAGCAACUGAACAGAAGAGGUAGUAACGGCGCUCUCAUCGAAAAUGCCGAUGGCAGAGAACGAAGGCGACGAGGUAGAAGAAACACCGUCUGCGAGGAAACUGAUCCCCCGGCGCCGCCAGUUCCUACGAGCAUCGCGCAACAAGUCACUUCGACCGCGACGUCAUCCGCACCGUCGACGGUGACGGUCACGACGCCGAGAAAAACCGUCACGACCACGGUUACCGUUUCCACGACUCGUCAAGUCCCCAAGGAAGAACCUACCGCGACUGUAACGAACGUACAGCCUCAAUCAUCACCCGGUUUAAGGGAAUCGGUGGCGACACCGGAAACGAAAAAGGAUAAAAAGAAGAUGACACGGGAGGAGAGGAAGAUGGAGGCUAUCAUGAAGGCCAUUGAGAGGAUGGAAAAGGCGGAACAGAGGCGGCAGGAGGUCCAAGCGAGAAACGCGCAACGAAAGGAGUCUAGUGGCACCCACAGCGACAAUGAGGAUAAUAAUCCGACGACGGGACAGUCGUCCAAGAGUGGUAAACAGGCAAGCUCGGAUAGACCGUUGCGGCGGAAGAGGAGAAAAGGUCGGGCGAGGACGACGAGCACGUCUCAAUCGCAGAAUGCUAACAAUCGAAGAACAAGGUUGAAUUCGGCCGAGUCCGACGUAUCUUCCGGAGACGAAAGCAAUUCCAUGCAAUCGCCGCCUCUGCUGGGUCGCCCACCCAGCCGGGAAGUUCCCUAUUCGUCGCACUUACACACACCGGCCAAGAACACAGUCGCGAUCGGAGACAGUGCGAGCAACAUCGGACCGUCAUCUGGUGGCCAUCACAGUGGAAUUCCAACAGCGGCCGGUUUACUAUUGGCCCUAGCAAACUCCAACGUUCCAGGUCCUCCGAGCUCGCCCCCUCUGCAACAGCCCACCCCCGUCAAAAGCCCUACCUGCGACAGCGGGGCCAGCAGUAGCUCUCAAAGCUCCACGCCAUCCACCCCGCUAUCAUCCGCCUGCUUGCUGGUGGCUGCAGCGGUUGGUCCACUGGCGCCAGGCUUCAAGUUCCCCAAAACGAAGAAGGUACUGAUGAACGAGUGGCUGAAGGAGUCGCCCGAUCCGCCGCCGGCCAACGUACCCCAGGUAUCACCGCUGCCGGCUCUACCUUCAGCUCCGACCUUGCCGAAUUCCGUGAACCAUCCGCUGUGCGGCAGACACUUCCCACCGCUACCGACAGAUCCAACAGCGGAAUUUCUCUCGCAGAGCUACGCGGCCAAGAGCCUGGCCACUCUCGUGCAAGCCGCCAACUCGGUUAGCGGUAUAUGCGACUCUCCACCGCAGCGUAGACAGCAGCAGCAGGGCGCUUCCACUCCCUGCAACAACAACAACAACGGUGGAAGCAGCGGUGGUUGUCCCACGGGCUCGGCAAAGAAACGGUGGCUGCGUCAGGCAAUCUCGGAGGAGUGCGACUCCCCUAACAGCCGGCCCGAAAGUCCCCCAUCGCUCAGCGAGACGGUAGCUCCGCCCAAGAAGCGCAGAAUAGCCCGGGAGAGUCUGUCGUCGGAGAACUACACUCCACCGACAACCCCAACUAUGCUGCUACCAACCGAGGCGGCGUCAAACAACAGAUCGUUAUGUCCCACUGAAGAUGACUAUGCGGAACGUGCGCAGUCACCUUUCGUAGAACAGAACGACGAGGGGCAGUACGAGUCGGAAUCUGUGAAAGAAGAGAUGAACGUUGACGGCAGACCGGUAGAUUCCGACGAGUCGGUCGUUCGGAAGAAGAUAUCAGUCGACACCUUUUCCCAAUCGGAUUUUUUCGUGACAUGUAAUGAAGAGAAAUGCUCGGAUUUCUCGGAUAUCAAGGCGAAAAUUUCCCCGGUAAUGAGCGCGGAAAGUGCCACGAUAAAGGAGGAAAAGGUUUUCCCAAAAUGGGAGAAAGGUGAUAUAAAGACCGAAUGUAACUACAGCUCCCUGGACCCGAAGAUAUUCGCAAAGAUUCAGAAGGUCGUGGAAAGUGGAGUGUCGUUUAGUGACUUGAAUCUGAAGAAAGAGCCCUUCUUGAAGAAGGAGGAACAAGGAACGGUCGAGAUAAUCCAUCACAAUAUAUCGCACACCGAGAUAGAAGGAUAUCCCUCUCCCAUGGAACCCGAUGAGAUUCUGGAGCAACGAGUGGCCGAGUUGCAGCUGGAAUUUGGCGGCAUCGACGAAAUCUCGUUGAACGUUGCCAGCGACGAAAAUAAGAAAUCUGAAGAUAAGUCGUCCGAAAGCGUCGCAAAGUGUCAGGAGAUCGUCGUCGAGAAAUCGGACGAUAACGCGUCCAUCGACGAGUUUGACGUCGAGGCGCAGAUGAAGAAGAUCACGGGCGACGACGGCAACGAUUACCAAGAAAAGAUCGACACGAGUUCGGAGAAGGACAAGAGCAUGGAUGGAAUAGAGGGAUUGAUGGAAAGCUCGAAGGAGGACUCGGAUUCGGAAGACAAGGACAUGGACGACGAUGAGUCCUUCAAGCUGUUCGACAUGAAACACGAAGAGGCGCCUUUCAACGAACUGGACGCUAAGCCUGAUGAGAAAUCAGAGCAGGUCUCCCUUAUGGAAGACGACGUGAAGGAGACGAUCAAGGGAGACGCGAGCGAUGAGGCUCCCAAAACGGAGUCGUCCACUUUCACGGCUUUGUCUGAGGAGUCUAUCUUCGAGUCGACUUCGUCGAACGCAGAGUCCGUCUUGGAUCCUCCCAAGAUCUUCCAUUCGAUUCCACCUUUGAGCGAGCGCAUUCGCAAGAAGGCUGAUCCAGCCGCGCCCAAGGCACCCAAGAUGGACUUUGAGGCGGCCAUCAUAGAGUCCACGAUAACCAUGGACACGGUGGAAGAGUCGACGAACGGCGAGGAGAAAUCGAUGCUGUCGACCGCGUUGCGCGAGCUCCUGGAAGCGAAGCUGGACGACGAGCCUGAAGUAAUAAAAAAUGACAUUGAUAACGAGAUUAGCGCAUCGUCGCAAGUAACUCAACCAAAAUCAGACAUCUCUCCUGAACAUAGUCUAGACGUGGUACAAGACUCGAGUACAGCCCAAGAAGCUCCGAAGCCGGAAGAGACUCCUGUCAAGGAGGAGGAGACCAAACCCAAGGAAAUCAAACGAUUGAAAGACCCGAGAACCGUCGUACCAAAUAACAUGCCUGCACCACCGGCCUUUAAACCGGACGCUCUUCCUCCCGUCAAGCGCAAGGUUAGAACGUUGUCCAUAUCGGAAUAUCGCAAACGCAAACAACAAUCGUCCGGAGGAGCUGGAGCUGAGCCAGAAUCGUCCAAGGAUGAUUCCAUCUCUGAUAAAAAUGGGGCGCGAGGUAGAUCGGAUAGCACCAGCAGCGGCACCUCUUCGCUCAGCUCCGACGAGGAGGGCUCCAAGGCAUCUGCUACCCUGGAUUUAUCAGGCGUUACCACAUUGACGCUCUUCCCGAACGCCACCAACGAGAACGAUGAAAAGAAAGGUGGGGAGGAGGGUACGAUCGGUUGGUCCGCGGCGCCAACUCUGGUAGAACGUCAGCGAGAAAAUCUCACCGAGCGACUAAAACGCGAAUUCGGAUUGUUUCUCAGUGACGACGAAGAGGAGAGAGCUCGUAAGCACGGUUUGACAGCCGAGGCGAUACUGAAGGCGCACAAAUCCCCGCCUCAGAAUCUGGUCGCCAACACGCCGCCAGGGUAUCCCGGACUUCAGCAGCUGCCACCUCAGCCGUACAUCCCGCCACCCGGCUCCGCGUCCAUUCACUAUCCCCAGUUCCAGAGUAAACCCGCUCCGGUGCAAUAUCCGAACUUUGCGAUGCCCCCGCAGACCACCUCCAGUACUCAGCAGCCGAUGUACGGCCCUGCCGUGCCAUCGCAGGCGGGUGGAGCCGCCAGCAAGCAAGUGCAACAGCAAUUCCUGGUACCUCAAGCGUCCCAAGCGCCACCGGGUUCCAACCCGUAUCCUCCGCCUCAAUUUGUACCACCACCACCGCCACCAGCGGUAGUAGCAACGGCAGCAACGGUGGCUACGGCAUCAGCGUCGACGACGCCACCGCCACCGGCCAACCAAGCGUACCCCCCCACGUCGUCGGGACAGCCGCAAAAGCCAUUUUUCAAUCACCCAGCACCGCCGAGAUCGUAACCGGUAGAGGAGGGUAGGAUUGUCGCAAAUUCUCGAGUUCCAAAUUGAUAUCAUUUUACAUGUUCUCGAUCGGGAACGAAGUCCCUAAGCGAUUGGACCCUCGUGCACGGUCUUUUUCCUUCUCGCAAGGAAGAAAUACGAGCUCUAGCUGAACCCGGAAGUUCGUGCGCGUCCUUCUCUUGUUGCAAAAUGAUGGAUACAGGCGCGUGUAUGUAGGUUCGCUAAAUAAUUAGGAGGAGAAGCCUUGGAGCUUAGUGUGUAUCAUCGAUCGCUUCUAGAAUCGUUGCGCGGAUAUCGAAAGGAUUUAAUCAGUAGACGUUCAUCUGACGGUUCCUCUCUCAAAAUAUUCGGGACGGGACUCGCGCGGUGAUGGCCUAAGGCUGAGUAUUUCGAGGAUAUGUAGCGGCGCAUUUCAACUAGCGUGUAUCUAGAAUAAUCCGGCGACUCUCUUUCACGGCCAAAAGUGUAUACUCGAAUGGCGUACACUUUUUAUACCGGCGAAAUGCGGUGCCCUAAAAUGUUUAUAUAUAGUCAUGUAGUUUACACGUACACACACACACACACACACUCAAUUUUGAUAAGAUUAAAGUUGGAGGCGUUUGCGAGUGAGAUUGACACUUUGGCUCGCGCGAUAUAUCCCUUCUAAAAGCAGUUAUCAUUACAAUGUGCACACUCUGUAUCAUUCAACUUAUCUCUGUGUGUGUAUAUAUACAUAGAUACAUGUGUGUGUGUGUAUCUAUAUAAAUAAAAUGCAUAAUACUAACGAUAUACGAAGUUAUAUAUAUAUAUUUAACGAUGCUAUUUAGACUAGUCUGUAGGAAACGCGAUUAUUCUCCUAAUCUCAACACAAACUUAUUCUAACGAUAGAUAAGCGAGAUGGUACUACAUCGUGAAGUUUUUUGAUGAUGCAGAGCCAAAAAAAGGGGGGGGGGAGAGCGUGGAAUUUUCUAUAUUUUAUAUUUCACUGUAAAUGAUAGAUUAUUUAUAAUAAAGAAUAAAUGUUGAAAUAUGUAAGCUUUAGUUCGAUUUUGGAAAUUUCGUUUCGUUUAUUUUUUCACAAGGUAGAACGGUUAUACGAUACGAGCAACGUUUUUUUGCUUUUAAAGUUAAUAUUUUAUUUAAAUGCGUUAUUUACCCUUGAAUCUAUAUUAAUGUUUAAAGAAGAUGUGCGUACUAUUUACACGAUAUUGAAUUACAUGUACUAUUGUUUUCGUCAUUUAAACGAUAUGUGGAAUAUAUUUUUUAGUUGUACGAAAAAAAGAAAGCGAGAGAAAUCGAGCGAUAAUAUAAUAUUUUAUUUAUGAAUUCGUUUCUUCUUUUAAGUCAAUCUCCCGAAACUUUAUUCGUUCUUCAUUCAACACUCAUUCAAGUACAAAAUUUACUAAGCGGUAAAGAAGAGAAGAGUGCAUCAAAACAAAAGAGAGCCUAGAGAGAGAUAAAUUAAUUAAAUCAAUUAAAUGCAAAGAGAGAAAGAGAGAGAACAUCGGGCUAUUUUAUUAACGAGAAAAAUUCUUCUUAUUUCAUCUACGAAACACGAUUUUUAGUCGAUGAAAAUGUGCGUGUAUUCUUUCCUCUUUGCGUUUUAAAAAUUGUGGGCAGCGCAUUACGACCCGAUAUCGUAAAUAUUUGCAACUCGACUUGAUCACAAACAGCGAGAAGCGAUCGCUCUCGAACUUGAAACUAUUAUAUAUAUAGUCUUCUAGAGUUUCAACGUCGAUCCAGUGUAAUUAAAAUUAUACAUAUCCAGAAAACAUCAAAUAACAUUUAUAUAAUUGUCAGUUGUAGUUUAAUAUAAUUAAUCAU
This is a messenger RNA of Camponotus floridanus (Florida carpenter ant), 10305 nucleotides long. RefSeq lists its product as uncharacterized. Bases 535 to 8502 code for a protein of 2655 amino acids. Lineage: Eukaryota; Metazoa; Arthropoda; Insecta; Hymenoptera; Formicidae. The transcript has 13 exons. The record is from RefSeq and is a predicted model, not a curated record. Gene Ontology annotation, molecular function: protein binding.